GAUGUUAUACCUAAUUAUCUGGAUCCAAGAACUGGUCAUAUUUUAUUUUGGAUUUAUAUCGUAAUUACUAUAAUGCAGAUUAUUUUUGCAUUAGUCAACAAACCUCAAAUUUAUGAUUUUAUUGAUAAUGCCAAUAUAAAUCUUACUCAUUCUUUUGCUAUGUUCGACUACUAUAAUUUCUAUGAUUACUAUUAUAAUGAUUUUAGUCAUUAUCAAUACCCCACUACAAAUGGCUCUUUGAUUUUUCGUCAAAAUUAUUAUUACACAAAUGGUACUUGUUAUACUAAUUAUACUUAUUAUAAUUAUACAUAUAUUACUUAUAAUUAUAACACUAAUGAUUAUGGUGCUCACCGGGCUAUUUAUAACAAUAGUAAUAUUAAUUAUAGUAAUUGUAGUGGUAAUAAUUAUAAUGACCCUUUGGAAACAAAUUAUUCAAUUGAAACUGCUGAAGAGAUUAAUUCUUUUUUAAAUACUUUUGAAAAAAAUAUUGUUGAAGUUUCAUUGCCUUGUGAAACUAUUAUUAAUACCGCAUAUUAUGCGGCCUGGAAUGGAAUCAUUCAAAGCAGUAAAAAUGAAUUAAAAUGUACAAUUCAGGAUUAUUCUUUGAAAGAAUUUACACCAUGGAUUAUGAUAACGUGGUAG
Messenger RNA from Cetraspora pellucida, 642 nucleotides. The record is from the annotation of a GenBank genome assembly. Lineage: Eukaryota; Fungi; Glomeromycota; Glomeromycetes; Diversisporales; Gigasporaceae.